AUGUCACUCCACAGCCUCUGUGUUCAAGCCGUCCUUCUCAUAAGCAUCCUGUCUCUCUGCUCACCCUCAGGUGGUUCAUCUGGGAGUAGACUACAGAGGAUCCUCAUGAAACGAGAUGCAAAGGAGCUGGAAGCCAGGCCUAAAGUACAAAUCGCAGUGUCACAGCCCAAGGCUAAAGAGUUUCUGUCAGUUUUCCACAGGCCUAAGAGAAACGUAUGGGACCGGAGCCGUCCUGAUGUCCAGCAGUGGAUCCAGCAGUUCAUGUACAUGGGCUACGAUGAAGCAAGACUGGAGACUGAUCUCUCCUAUUGGAUGGACCAGGCCAGAUCAAAUGACCAGGGCCGGCAGCAUCAUCAUGAUGAGAAUGCCCCUAUGAGCCAACAGGACCCCAGUUCCUACAGACACGGGGCUAAUGUCAAUUAUGAUUACUAUUAA
Messenger RNA from Onychostoma macrolepis, 435 nucleotides. RefSeq names its product ECRG4 augurin precursor b (gene ecrg4b). NCBI's taxonomy places the organism in Eukaryota, Metazoa, Chordata, Actinopteri, Cypriniformes, Cyprinidae. The coding region runs from base 1 to 435 and encodes 144 amino acids. The transcript has 4 exons. Gene Ontology annotation, biological process: central nervous system development; cellular senescence; regulation of cell population proliferation. The record is from RefSeq and is a predicted model, not a curated record.